AUGCGAGCGGCGUUGUGGCUUCUGCGAAAUGGCGAGCGUAUACCCUCGCCAGGAAGUUCGCUGCUGAACCCGCGCAGUCAGCGAUCCAAGUUGCGCAAAAUGAUGACAACACACGCGGCGCAGGAGAAUAACUUCGAACAGCAGGCGUUGUUUGCCGGUUUGGGCGGACCCGCGUCCCCGCCGCUGCCGCGCAGCAAGAAGGAGCGCAGCUCAGCGGCGAUACGCCGCAUCGGGCGGGAAGUGGCGGAGAGAGCGAAACACAUGACGGAUAGCGAGUGGGAGAGCGUUUCCAUGGACGACAAGCACGCCUUCGCGAAGUACAUGAGCCAAACGCUGCGCGAGCAUCCAACGGAGCCGACGGAGCAGCAGCGACGCCGGUACUUUGAGACAACCAUGGUGGACGUGCGUGACUUGGAUCCACAGAAAACAGUACGGGAUGAGUACGAGCGCAUCAAGCUUGGGCUGCCGGUUCAUUUGAAGAAUCCUCAGCAUUCGCUCGGCGUUUCGCAGGCUGUGUAUGACGCAGCCGAUGCUUCCCUCUUCGACGCAGAUAACGUGCACAAGUUGGAGAACGCAAUGACGCACAUUAAACAGGUCUUUGCGGAUUACGUGCGUAAGAAGCGGGAGGGUGUCAGCACGGAGGCUGAGCGGCGACAGCUGGCGAAUAUUACAUCGGAUUUGAAUGUGGAGACGCAAAAACAUCUCGCCAACAUGUUUAAGUAUGCGGAGGCGCGAUUGCGGCAAAUUACGCUGGAUGAAAGGCACCACCAGCUAGCUGAGAUCGAACGAUUGCGUAAACUUGCGUCGCGAAAAAAAAACGGACAACACCAGCAGAAGCAGAAGGGCGGCAAAAAAGCCGCCCGGAUAGAAAAAUUGAAGCGUGUGGUCAGUCGUGCCGUCGGCCUCGAUGUGGACGUUGCAGAGACUGUUCUCACUGAGAUGCGCGCUCAGGAGGACUUUUUGCGCUUCUGUGAAGUGUUUGCACGUCUUACCCAGGGCCGCGGCUUUUUUCACAGUUCCAAGGAUGAGACGCUUACGGCGUAUGUGGAGAACCUACGCAAGCUCUACUCAAUGAACGCUGGUACUCUGAGCACGUUGGAUGUUGUUCAGUACUACGCUUCGAAGGAGGGAGCCCACCCAGUCGAUUGGGCAAAGAGAUGGUACGAAAAGGCCUUACUGCUGCCUCUGCAGAACACUCCAGAGUACAAACAGUUGCAGGAACUACAGGAGCAAGAGCGUGCGGCAUUGGAAGUAAAAGCGCAGCUUUCUGAGACGGGCGAUGCCCUCGCGGGCCAUGCUGAGUCUGAAGCCGCCCGCGCCAAGACACAAAAGGUGGUAAAAAUAGUUCAAAAGAUGUUCAUGGACCCGAGGGAGAAACAAUUGGAGUCAUUACACGAGAGACGCCUGAAGUACUUGGCUCACAUGCAGAUGGAGCGGCAGAUACGGCGCGUGCGAGAGAAUGCAAAACUAUUUGAAGGUGUUGAAGACACCCCGGAGGCGGAGCAGUGCCGCGAGCUGUACGAGAGGAUCAUGCAGCGAAAGAUGGCUUUGUGUGGUUCCAUUCCGAAAGAAACCGACUCCGACCGCGAACAGGGAAUGUUGGACACCGAACCGCGAACUGCUGCUGCUGCUGAUGAGCGUGAGGUUACUUUGUUUAACGUGUACGACGACGCGGAGGCGGCAGAUUUAUUUGAAAAGAUACAUGAAAUCACGAAACAGGUUAUUCAGCAGCGACGUGUGGAGAGUGCGGCGGCGGCGAAGGCGCACAGGCUGCACCGCAUCGUGCGCAGUCUGAAGGGUGGGGAAAAGUCUGUGGCAGAGGAACUGAGAGCUCUGCAGCAGCAGCGCAGAGAGAAGGUCACGCAGCGCCUCCUAGGAAUCAUCGAGAACGAUGUCAAAACAGAGAUGGAAUGGCUGGAGAAUAUGGAGGAGGCGGAGCGGCCCCCGCUGCUGCCCAUCCCAGAGGGCAUGUCGUACGUUUCGGCAGCGGAUGUGCGUGCAUGGCAGGAGACACGUGAGGAUCACGAGCGUAAGGCCGGCAAUCCGUUCGAGCGGCGGCGGCGUACCUUCCAGCCAGAGCUGCUUGGUCAGACGUGGCGGGUACCCGACAGACCACUGCUCUUCUGGGGAACAGGCGUGACUGCCGUGCAGCAGGCACUGCAGCACGCUGCCAAGGACGCGGAGCGAAAGCGACAGGGUGUCCCGCUCGCGCCUCCGUAUCCGUGCCCAGAGAACCCGUGGGGCUGGCGGCUCGCGAAGGACGUUUUGGACGAGGACUAA
Messenger RNA from Trypanosoma grayi, 2280 nucleotides. RefSeq names its product trichohyalin. The coding region runs from base 1 to 2280 and encodes 759 amino acids. Lineage: Eukaryota; Euglenozoa; Kinetoplastea; Trypanosomatida; Trypanosomatidae. The record is from RefSeq and is a predicted model, not a curated record. The transcript has a single exon.